Fibroporia radiculosa is the source of this 711-nucleotide messenger RNA. RefSeq lists its product as uncharacterized. The record is from RefSeq and is a predicted model, not a curated record. Lineage: Eukaryota; Fungi; Basidiomycota; Agaricomycetes; Polyporales; Fibroporiaceae. The coding region runs from base 1 to 711 and encodes 236 amino acids. The transcript is spliced from 2 exons.
AUGGCUCGCACUACUCGGUCCACCGUAGGCCCAAGUUGCAGCCCUUCUGCCGAAAGACUUCUCGGACUCUCUCUCUCUCUCGGCCACUAUAAUCUGACCCUCCAUCGCACCCAGGCACGACCAUCCAAAUCGCCCACCCACGGCCUGGCGCGAGCGGCCGUCGCCCUCAGCCCCCCAAAUCACCAACAUGAUCUCGAGCAGCGUUCGCUAGCACGCGCGCCCCCGUCCUUCGCCCAGCGCCUCCUCGAGCGGGGUCCACCCGCCGAACCAGUCGCCGUCCUCGCACAGAACGGCGUGCGACGCGAAGCACAACAGCGUCUCGCGCACGCUUCCACCGGCCCACCGGUCGUUCCAGAUGGCAUCCUCCCACAGCAGGUCUUUGACGUUCUUGCCCUUCUUGCCCUGCAUCGUCUCGCGUCUGCUGCCCGCGCUCUGCCACAUUGUCGCGCGCUUGGAGGGACCUGGGGAUCAGACGAGGGGCCAGCAGCGCGCCUGCGACGACCCCUGCCCGCUCAAGCUCUCCCGCGACCCGAGUCCGAGUCCUGUACACAAUUGCAACGGCUCGCUCGCAUUCCACAAGCCUCUCAAACUCGGCAGUCAAAAGUCUUGGCAUCCAGAGCUUUUAUUGGACUUGUUCGCGCGAUCGCAAAUAUCCAGCCUCGCUAUCCCUCAGCUGUCUGUUCUCCGGAUCUUGCGCACUGGCAGUGGUGA